UGUCGGGGUACUGCCACUGUGACCGGGUUAGCGUCAUUAGCUCCUCAAUCAUAUCAGGGAGCGAUCUCACAUUUACAGUGAUUACAGGAAGGAGAGAUGGUGUGUAAGGUGUCCUUAUCGGGAGACAUCACCCCCGUCUCUUCCCUCACUGGGACGUAGGGUCUGUCUGCCGGUAGCGCAGCUGCAGGGCGCAGCGCUAACAGCUGAUCCCUAACGUAAACAAAGGAGCCAUGCGCCGAGUGUCUAAUUACGGGUGAAAAAGUGGAGAGAAAAGAAGAGAAAAGUCAACAUAACUAGCACGGAGCGCUAAUGCAUGAUGGCAGAAUCUGAUUGCUAAGACAUAAGUUAAAGGUUAAGAGAAGUAAAGAGGAAAAUAAGAAAGAAGCUCAGAAAUGAGCAGAGCUAGCUCUGCUCAUUACCUGUUAGCUGCCAUAACAGGUAACACAGUUAAGGUUUCAGCAAAAGUAUUCUGUCAUUUGUUUGCUUGAUCAUGCCUUAAACACAUCAAAAUGCAUAGUGGGAUUAUAAUACAAGUCAAUACUGUGACAAGCACUGGUACCGAAUAGGCAAUCACUUAGCAGCAAGGUGAAUCGGUGAUGCAUUAGUGUGGUCUGCACUUCCUCUUCUUUGAUUGGGUGAAAUGAGUUGAAAGUAAUUGGAUGAGGGAACCAUGGGGAGUGCCCUGCAUAAUUUCAAUAAAACGCCGUUUUAAACGCCGUUACAGCUGGCACAGAACGCCGUAAAAAACGCCGUUUUUAUGCAUCUAUGAACGGCGUUUCCUGCCGAGUGGCGGAAAAAACGGCGUUUUCGUCUGUCUUUGAACGCCGCUUUUUACGUCACUCGGAUGGUGCGUUCAGGGCGCCAUGUGAGAGUCGGAAAAAACGGCGUUUGUCGAAACAGAACGCCGUUUUUUUCGGCGUUUUGAAAAAUUAAACGGCGUUUUUUACGCCGUUUCUUAAUCAAACGGGUUAGAAACGUGGCGAAUUUUGGCACUAAUGGCUUGCCAUACACGUGGGGCGCGUUUGACUCGCGAAGAAAACCAUUGUGUGUUGCAUUUUGUGCACACGCCCGUACCGCGCCAACCGCUGGAGUUGGAAAAUAUGAACUCCAGCGUCAAAUCGCGCCCCGACAACCAAUCAGGAGGCCGGUGACGUGACUGUAACCAGGUCACAGGGGCAGAUCAAACCAAAGCCCUUCAUUCUUCAUUCAGUAUGGAGGAAAAACUCAUCACUGCCGUGGCUAAUCACCCAGAGCUGUAUGAUGCCAGCUGCUACUUCUACCGAGACAGGAAUAAAAAGGACCGAGCUUGGAGGCACAGAAGUGAGGAGAUCGGGCAACCUGUGUUUCUGUUGUCAGUAGCAGUGACAGACUUUCAGACUCAGUGUGAGGAUGGGGCUCACUGUGCUCAGUGUGCUGUCCUUAUUCUUGCUGAAUAUUACCCUCUGCUGUGGAGACGCUCAAGAUGCUGAGCUGAGCCUUAAACCAAACGUGUCCCAUUUAUUUGCUGGAGAGUCUGUAACCUUCAUCUGUGACAUGAGAGAGGGAAAUGCCACUGACUGGCUUUACAAAUUCAACUGGAAUGAUCAAGAAAUGGUCCAAUUCAAUAAAAGUAGCUCCUACUCACUUUACCUGACAGCAGAGCUGAGUGGGAAUUAUCAAUGUAUUGGUCGCCACAAUGGCUUGAAAGAUUUUACAAAACAGAGUAAUAACCUGACUCUGUCCAUAUCAGCACACAGACCCACGGCGACUAUAACAGCAGACAAGACAACUAUUCCAGUGGGGGGCUCAGUGACACUGACCUGCUCUGUUCAGGGCUCUGCUGGUUGGACAUUUGAUUGGUUCAGACAAAUCCCAGAUUCUCAUGAAGUAGCAAAUAAUACGAACACUUCAAAACUGCAAAACUUUAUUCGUGUCUCAGACGAAGGCAUCUAUCGGUGCAGAGGAAGAAGAGGAAACCCAGUUUUCUUCACAAACCUCAGCAAAGUGUAUCACAUUCAGAAAACAUUGUCCAACAGGGCCUUUGUGACUCUGCAACAGAACUGGACUCAGAUAUUCAGCGGUGAGAUGAUCACCAUCAAAUGUGAGAUCCAAGGAGGAGAAAACACUGAGUGGCAGUAUGAAUGGAGAACAACAAGCUCAAAAACACCUCCCACACACAGUGAAUACAACAUCAGCAGGGCUUCAUUUUCCUACAACGGGCAAUAUUGGUGUAAGGGUAGAAGAGACUUGUUCUUCUCAACAGCUUGGAGUGAUGCUUUUACACUAAAAGUCUCAAACAAACCCAGACCCACAAUUACUGCUGAUAGGAGAACAAUACCAGCUGGAGGCAAUGCAACACUCAGCUGCUCUGUGGGGAGCUACAAUGAGUGGAAAUACUUCUGGUUCAGACGUGUCUCAGUCUUUACAGAAAAUCAGGUGAUUAGAAACAAAGAACCAGAUCAAAUGAUCACUGUCACACAGGGAGGUAUCUACUACUGCAAGGGAGGGAGAGGAAACCCCGUUUUCUUCACAGAGGACAGUGAUCCAAUCACUAUUGAAAAAAGAGUUUCCAACAAAGCAGUUGUGUCCCUGGAGCCCAGCUGGCCUCUGAUAUUCAGUGGCGAGAAGAUCACUGUUAGAUGUCAGAUUUAUUUAGGUAGACGCACUGAGUGGGAGUAUGAGUGGAGCAAACCCGACUCAAGCACAGUUCUGGCAAAUAAUGCAUCCAUAGAUGUUAAUGCAUCUGUGAUCAGCAGUGGAAGCUACAGGUGUAUGGGUAAAAACAAACAGGAGCUGUACUCUGUGACAGAGUGGAGUGAUGUCAUCACACUGACAGUCUCUGGAAACAGACCAAAGUCCAGCAUCAGUGCUGACAGUAGAGUCCUUCCAGAAGGUGAUACAGUCACCCUGACCUGCUCUGUGACACCAUCUACUCCUGGUUGGAGUUACUACUGGUACAGAGGCAAGAAAACCUCAGAACCACUGAUGAUGGCAGAAGUUGUUCUCCACUCUGAUGGACAAAUCGGUGUAUCACAGGAAGGAGACUAUUGGUGCAGAGGAGGACGAGGCAACCCAGUUUACUACACAGACUACAGUGAUGUGAUCAGUAUUAAACAAACUGUUAGAAACAGGCCUGCUGUGACUCUGCAUCCAAACUGGCCUGAGGUAUACAGCAGAGAGACAAUCACUUUGAAAUGUGAGAUCCCAGGAGAAGACACUGAGUGGGUUUAUGAGUGGGCAACAAGCAGCUCACAUCAACCUCCAAACCAAAAUGAAUACAAGAUUAACUCUGUUUCUACAUCACACCGUGGGCAAUACUGGUGUAAGGGCAGGAUGAGAAGUGCACAACAGAAUUCAACAAUGUGGAGUGCAUCCUUUCAACUAAAGAUAGUUUAUAAUAAACCCCGUCCUGUCCUCACUGUGUCUCCAUCAUGGCUGAGUCCUGGAGCCUCAGUAACUCUGAACUGUGAGGUUGAACAUCCGUCUGCAGGAUGGAGCUUCUACUGGUAUAAAGCUGUCUGGAUAUUAAAGCCGAGUCACACCGUGAUCCUGUGGGCAAGAGUUGUUAAAGCUAAGUUAAGAAGAGAGGUGACAGUCAGUGAUAUGGCAGCAUGUGGCUUCAUGCUGAGAAAGAAGUAUAAGGAAGGUCAGAGGGAGCUUCACUGUGUCUUUGUGAAUCUAGAAAAAGGAUAUGGUGCCAAGCGUGUGGGGUACUGCAUGAGGAUGUCAGGAGUAGCAAAGAAGUAUGUGAAGGUGGUGCAGGACAUGUAUGAGGACAGGGUGAUCGACAAGAUGACAGAUGAGGUCAUGCAGGAGUCUCUGUGGAUUAUGGUGUUUGCAAACAACAUUGUGAGGUGUAGAGACAGUUUAACAGUGAAGCUGCAACGAGUAGAGGUAGUGAAGGUGGAUAAGUUCAACUGA
Messenger RNA from Oreochromis niloticus (Nile tilapia), 3900 nucleotides. RefSeq names its product Fc receptor-like protein 5. Gene Ontology annotation, molecular function: transmembrane signaling receptor activity. The transcript has 14 exons. Bases 1390 to 3900 code for a protein of 836 amino acids. The record is from RefSeq and is a predicted model, not a curated record. Gene Ontology annotation, biological process: cell surface receptor signaling pathway; immune response. NCBI's taxonomy places the organism in Eukaryota, Metazoa, Chordata, Actinopteri, Cichliformes, Cichlidae. Gene Ontology annotation, cellular component: external side of plasma membrane.